Pimephales promelas (fathead minnow) is the source of this 2053-nucleotide messenger RNA. Its product is annotated as amino acid transporter heavy chain SLC3A2. Gene Ontology annotation, biological process: carbohydrate metabolic process; phenylalanine transport; L-leucine import across plasma membrane. Lineage: Eukaryota; Metazoa; Chordata; Actinopteri; Cypriniformes; Leuciscidae. Gene Ontology annotation, cellular component: apical plasma membrane; basolateral plasma membrane. The record is from RefSeq and is a predicted model, not a curated record. Gene Ontology annotation, molecular function: L-leucine transmembrane transporter activity; aromatic amino acid transmembrane transporter activity; L-alanine transmembrane transporter activity.
CCCUCAGCUGCUAUUGUUCAUCUUAAACUGAGGGAACUCUGAGAACGUUUACAUAUUCCUGUAAUAGAAAAAACAGCUCUGUCAGGUUCUGUCUUGGGGGGGCGGGAACAGAUGAAGUCGUCUUCAUAAAAGUGAACUGACCUCCAAACCAGUGUGUUCUGUCCGACAACCCUGAGGACGACUCGCCUGAACUCUACACAGAUUUCUAACUGAGCAAUUCAGUAUUUUGACAUAAACUAACAUAGAGAAAAGAAAUGAGGGACGUAGAACUGAAGGAGGUGGAUCAGGCAAAACGGCUAAUGACCCGAGAAAACAACGGCUGUGUGAAGGUCACGGUCCCGGAGAACGCUGGAGUGAAGUAUGGCCUCUCCAAAGACGAGUUAAUCCAAAUCGCUGGUACAGCUGGGUGGGUUCGGACUCGUUGGGCUUUGCUGGUUCUGUUCUGGCUCGGCUGGGUCGGCAUGUUAGCUGGAGCAAUAGUGAUCAUAGUACAGGCUCCACGCUGUAAACCCAUUCCUGAGAUGAACUGGUGGAACGAAGGUCUUCUGUACCAGAUAUCUGAUAUCAACGCUUUCUCCGACAAAGGACUGAAAGGAGUGGAGGAGAAGCUGGACUAUCUGAGCCAGAUGAAGGUGAAGGGGCUUGUUCUGGGUCCGAUACACACCGUGCGAGCAGACCAGCCGGAUACACUGAAUCUAACUUCAAUUAAAUCUGAAGUAGGCUCUGAGAAUGAACUGGAAUCUCUGCUGAAGCAAGCGCAUAAAAGAGGUAUCUCCAUAGUGCUGAAUUUAACACCCAACUAUGAAAAACCCUCAGUCUGGUUCAACAAUGUUACCGCUGUUGCUGAGAAAAUCAAAAAAGCAUGUGCAUACUGGCUGACUAAAGGAUUUGAUGGCAUUUUCCUGUCUGAAUUGAAAGACAUCGCAAUAUCUGACUACUGGCCAUCUAUACAAGACAUAUUCAACCAAACCGACAAUACUAAAAAAGUAGCUCUGAUGGGAUCAGUCACCGGUCUCUCUGUGGAGGACGUCUCUCUCCUGUUGAACCGCUCAGGUGUUGACCUGCUCCUGACUGAACUGGCUGCUCCGGCUGGGUCCGGCGUGAGACAGGCACAGGCGAUACAGAAGCUGUACUCUGGUCACCUGCAGACGAGUCUGGGCUGGAGUGUGAGUCGGUCUCUGGGAUCUCCAGCGGCGCCAGUCAGGCUCUUUCACACACUGCUGUUCACACUGCCCGGCACUCCUGUGUUCAGCGCUGGAGACGAGAUCGGAUUCAAGGCAGGGGAAAACCUUCAAACAAUGUGGGACUUGGAAAACCCAGUAGAAGCGACGAAUGCAACAGCAAAGACUCUGCAGGAGGAGCGUAUCGCAGUGCGUGGCUUCUUCAAAGCGCUCAGUGAUCUGAAAAGAAAAGAGCGAUCGCUUCUCCACGGAGAAUAUGUCAGUCUCCACAGUUCAGCCACUUCAUUAGCAUUUCUCCGCCUUUGGGAUCAGAGCGAGCGCUUCCUGGUCGCCUUAAACUGGGGAAACGACUCAGUCACCAUGACUCUGAGCGAUAGUGACCUGCCGGCUCAAGCUCGGGUCUGCGCCACAACAGAUACUGAGAAUCUAGCCGUGGAUCGCAAGGUGUUAGUAGAGAAGCUGGAGCUUGGGCCCAAACAGGCGGUUCUGUUGUCUUAUCCUUAUGCUGGUUAGAAACACACACACAGAUCCUCAUCUCGUCUCAGAACUGUUUUAUAUUCUCUGAGGCCGGUAUAUUAUAAAUUAUAACCUUUUGUUUAUGAAACCAAUUACUGCAACUGGGGGAAAUCAUGCUUUGGUAGCCGAACGGUCAUAAUUACAAGUUAAAAAGUCAAAAUUAUUACAUACUAAGUCAUAAUUAUGGGAUAAACCCCUGGCUUAAGCUUAGACCCAGACUAAAAUGCAUGUUUGAGCUGUUUUAACUGAAAGCCAUUGUACUGAUAUAUCUUAAAAAUACAGUGGUGGAAUGUAACGAAGUACAAAUACUUUGUUACUUCACUUAAGUACAUAUUUCACGUAUCUUUACUUUACUU